Molecule: messenger RNA, 818 nt
Organism: Sitophilus oryzae (rice weevil)
Lineage: Eukaryota; Metazoa; Arthropoda; Insecta; Coleoptera; Curculionidae
Gene: l(2)37Cg
Product: probable DNA-directed RNA polymerases I and III subunit RPAC2
Exons: 3
Coding region: 432-743 (103 amino acids)
Biological process (GO): DNA-templated transcription
Cellular component (GO): RNA polymerase I complex; RNA polymerase III complex
Molecular function (GO): protein dimerization activity; DNA binding; DNA-directed RNA polymerase activity
Source: RefSeq, a predicted model, not a curated record
AUGCGUGGAUUUGAAAUGCAGGUUGCUAGGAACAGAGGGUUUAAUUCAGAUCAUACUCCUAUGGAGUUGCAUCCUCUAUCAGGUGGCAUGCUCCUAUGCGACCUGCAUUUCAAAUAAUGCCAACGUGUCGGCGGCUAUUAGUUUCGAAUACCUUACUUAAUCCUACCUGAACUCUGUCUUCUGUCUUUAGACGUACCAAAACUUGGUAAAUAAAGAGGGUAAGAGCACAUGACACACAUUUUUCCACCAAAAAUGUACAAUCCCACUUAAAAAAGUACAAUUUCGACACCAUUUAUAGUACAAAAAUUUUUGCCCAUGUAACAACACUGACCAUUUCAUCUAUGCAUUUCAUAUUUGAUAUUUUGCAAUACAAAAAUUUCUUAUUAAGAUAGAAAAGAUAUAUUUUUUUGAGUUGAUUUAUUAAACAAAUUAUGCCGGUUGCUCAGUUAGCCAGUAGUGGAGUGUCUAAUGAUGGAAAUAAAACUUUUGUAUUUCAAGGAGAGGGACAUACUUUGGGUAAUGCUCUGAGAUGUAUUAUAUCAAAUUAUUCAGAUGUACAAUUUUGUGGUUAUUCCGUGCCGCAUCCUGCCGAAAACAAGAUGCACGUCCGCAUACAAAUGUAUAACGGAAAAGCCAUUGAUGCUUUAAAAAGAGGCCUCGAAGAUCUUGUCAAAGUUUGUGAUAUAACACUAGAGAAGUUUGAUGAAGAAUUUAAUACUUUUAAAUCCAAGAGAGAAUCGUGACGGAGUUGGUAUAUUAUUAUAUUAUAUUUAGAUUUAUUUCCCAUCCAAUCAUGUAAAUAAAUUGUUUUAAUCAUG